AUGUCCGAAGAGGUUUUGCCUAUGCAGUUUUUUCUACCGAAGUCCCUCGAAUGCCCGAAUGGAAUAUGCGAAUUAACAGUAUAUGAGGAGAACGAUCCUGCCUUGAUUGAAUGUGACAGCGAUACCAUUAGUCGAGACAAUUGGGUAGAAGAUCGAACGGAAUGUCCAAAAACUGGCACCUUUUACUUCCCUCCAAAAGAAAAAAUAGACUUCGAAAAAAUGAAACCAGAAUCAAGGCAGCCAGACUUUAGGCAAAAUAAAUUAAAUAGUACACAGAGUAACAUAGCAUCGAUAAUCCGCCAUGAUAGCCACGACAAGUGCGCGAAUUAUGCGACGACCAACGAUUUGGUGUACAACCAUCUGCCAAAACCCCUCUGUGGUCCGAAUCAGCGAUAUUAUAAACGAGCGGAACAUCAAUUCUAUCCCCAACCCGACCUGAUGAAAUGUUUUGGCAAUGUGACUGAAUGGGGUUUGAGGCAGCAGAUGGAAUAUGAGUGGAAGUGCACCGAUGUUUCCGACUACAUAUCCACCUUGUACGAAGACACGUUUGUACCUCCGCAGUUACACCAGUACUUGCCGCAAGCAGAGAGGAAGGCACGAGAUUCGUGAGUACACAUAGCAGCAUUUAGCAAGGAUUAAGAAUAACCACAUAUACAAUUUU
Helicoverpa zea (corn earworm) is the source of this 661-nucleotide messenger RNA. RefSeq lists its product as uncharacterized. Bases 1 to 609 code for a protein of 202 amino acids. NCBI's taxonomy places the organism in Eukaryota, Metazoa, Arthropoda, Insecta, Lepidoptera, Noctuidae. The transcript is spliced from 5 exons. The record is from RefSeq and is a predicted model, not a curated record.